GCGAUCAUCGCUCAGUCAAAAGUCACCUCGAUACGUCCGUGCAGAUAGACGCGACGCCGUUCCGAGUAUAUAAAGGCGUUCGACAAAUACGAUACGAAGUCAUUAUUCACCGCACAGGCGAGCCGUACGCACGCGUAUCGAUCCGCGUUUCGUUCGUUAUACAUUUUAAUAAAAACUAUCUCUGUCGACAUGUCCGGUCGCGGUAAAGGAGGCAAAGUCAAGGGGAAGGCAAAGUCACGUUCCAACCGUGCCGGUCUUCAGUUUCCCGUCGGACGUAUACACAGACUGCUGAGGAAGGGUAACUACGCGGAGCGCGUCGGUGCCGGUGCACCGGUAUACCUCGCGGCCGUCAUGGAAUACCUCGCCGCCGAAGUUCUCGAGUUGGCCGGCAACGCUGCCCGCGACAACAAGAAGACUAGGAUUAUACCGAGACAUCUUCAGUUGGCGAUCCGUAACGACGAGGAGCUUAACAAGUUACUCUCGGGCGUGACGAUCGCACAAGGCGGCGUCCUCCCCAACAUCCAAGCCGUUCUGCUGCCCAAGAAGACCGAGAAGAAGGCAUAAACUGACGGUGGCUGUGCGCGACA
Molecule: messenger RNA, 587 nt
Organism: Nymphalis io (European peacock)
Lineage: Eukaryota; Metazoa; Arthropoda; Insecta; Lepidoptera; Nymphalidae
Product: histone H2A
Exons: 1
Coding region: 190-564 (124 amino acids)
Cellular component (GO): nucleosome
Molecular function (GO): structural constituent of chromatin; protein heterodimerization activity; DNA binding
Source: RefSeq, a predicted model, not a curated record